Lepus europaeus (European hare) is the source of this 8294-nucleotide messenger RNA. It is a transcript of the gene SLC4A8, whose product is annotated as solute carrier family 4 member 8. The record is from RefSeq and is a predicted model, not a curated record. Gene Ontology annotation, cellular component: plasma membrane. Gene Ontology annotation, biological process: bicarbonate transport; regulation of intracellular pH; monoatomic anion transport. Lineage: Eukaryota; Metazoa; Chordata; Mammalia; Lagomorpha; Leporidae. Gene Ontology annotation, molecular function: solute:inorganic anion antiporter activity; monoatomic anion transmembrane transporter activity; sodium:bicarbonate symporter activity. The transcript has 25 exons. The coding region runs from base 38 to 3316 and encodes 1092 amino acids.
CCCGGAACCCGCCGGCGACACCUAGCGCGGGGCCGCCAUGCCGGCCGGGAGUAACGAGCCGGACGGCGUCCUCAGUAUUCAGAGAGCAGAUGAAGAGGCUGUGGUGGAUCAGGGCGGCACCAGUACCAUUCUUAACAUUCACUAUGAGAAGGAAGAGUUGGAAGGUCACAGAACUCUGUACGUGGGGGUUCGGAUGCCACUGGGCCGGCAAAGCCAUCGGCACCACCGCACCCAUGGCCAGAAACACCGGAGACGAGGGCGGGGCAAAGGAGCCAGCCAGGGGGAGGAAGGCCUGGAAGCCCUGGCCCACGACACGCCGUCUCAGCGCGUUCAGUUCAUUCUUGGCACCGAGGACGACGAGGAGCAUGUGCCGCACGAGCUGUUCACAGAGCUGGAUGAGAUCUGUGUGAAGGAAGGAGAGGACGCCGAGUGGAAGGAGACAGCCAGGUGGCUGAAGUUUGAAGAAGAUGUUGAGGAUGGGGGAGAGCGCUGGAGCAAGCCGUAUGUGGCAACCCUGUCCUUGCACAGCCUCUUUGAGCUAAGGAGCUGCCUUAUUAAUGGAACUGUCCUCCUGGAUAUGCGUGCAAAUAGCAUAGAAGAGAUUUCAGACCUGAUCCUGGACCAGCAGGAACUGUUCAGUGACCUGAGCGACAGCAUGCGGGUGAAGGUGCGGGACGCCCUCCUCAAGAAGCACCACCAUCAGAACGAGAAGAAGAGAAGCAACCUCAUUCCCAUCGUGCGCUCCUUCGCCGAGGCCGGCAAGAGGCAGUCUGACCCGCAUUCGAUGGAUAGGCACGGUCAAACUGUGUCUCCUCAGUCUGUCCCAACUACACAUCUGGAAGUGAAAAAUGGAGUGAAUUGCGAACACAGCCCUGUGGAUUUAAGCAAGGUGGACCUUCACUUCAUGAAGAAAAUCCCCACUGGGGCGGAGGCCUCCAACGUGCUGGUUGGAGAGGUGGACACACUGGACCGCCCCAUCGUGGCCUUCGUGAGGCUGUCCCCAGCCGUCCUUCUCUCGGGCCUGACGGAAGUGCCCAUCCCAACAAGGUUUUUGUUUAUCUUGUUGGGUCCAGUAGGGAAAGGCCAGCAGUACCACGAGAUCGGCAGGUCCAUGGCCACCAUCAUGACGGAUGAGAUUUUCCACGACGUGGCAUAUAAAGCCAAAGAGCGAGAUGAUCUCCUGGCAGGCAUUGAUGAGUUCCUAGACCAGGUGACGGUGCUGCCUCCAGGAGAGUGGGACCCCUCCAUUCGAAUCGAGCCACCCAAAAACGUCCCUUCGCAGGAGAAAAGGAAAAUGCCUGGCGUUCCAAAUGGAAACGUUUGCCACAUAGAACCCGAGCCGCACGGGGGCCACAGUGGGCCAGAGCUUCAGCGCACUGGGCGGCUGUUCGGGGGCCUGGUGCUGGACGUGAAGCGGAAAGCCCGCUGGUACUGGAGCGACUACCGGGAUGCGCUGAGCCUGCAGUGCUUGGCGUCCUUCCUGUUCCUGUACUGCGCCUGCAUGUCGCCCGUCAUCACCUUUGGGGGACUGCUCGGAGAAGCCACUGAGGGACGCAUAAGUGCAAUUGAAUCCUUGUUUGGCGCCUCCAUGACUGGGAUUGCUUAUUCCUUAUUUGCGGGACAGGCUCUCACCAUCCUGGGAAGUACUGGGCCAGUUCUUGUGUUUGAAAAGAUUUUGUUCAAAUUCUGCAAAGACUAUGCGCUUUCGUACCUCUCCCUGCGAGCCUGCAUCGGCCUGUGGACCGCCUUCCUGUGCAUUGUCCUGGUGGCGACGGACGCCAGCUCCCUGGUCUGCUACAUCACCCGCUUCACCGAGGAGGCCUUCGCCUCUCUGAUCUGUAUCAUUUUCAUCUACGAAGCCAUAGAGAAGCUGAUCCACCUGGCGGAGACCUACCCCAUCCACAUGCACAGCCAGCUGGACCGCCUCAGCCUCUACUACUGCAGGUGUGCUCCCCCAGAGAACCCAGACAAUCACACCCUCCAGUACUGGAAGGACCACAACAUCGUGACAGCAGAGGUCGGCUGGGCCAACCUGACCGUCAGCGAAUGCCACGAGAUGCACGGAGAGUUCGUGGGGUCUGCGUGUGGCCACCAUGGGCCCUACACGCCUGAUGUGCUCUUCUGGUCCUGUAUUCUCUUCUUCACCACCUUCAUCCUCUCCAGCACCCUGAAGACCUUUAAGACGAGCCGCUAUUUCCCAACCAGAGUGCGCUCCAUGGUGAGUGACUUUGCCGUCUUCCUCACCAUCUUCACGAUGGUGAUUGUGGAUUUUCUGAUUGGCGUCCCAUCACCAAAGCUUCAAGUCCCCAGCGUGUUCAAGCCCACGAGGGACGACCGUGGGUGGAUCAUCAGCCCCAUCGGCCCCAACCCCUGGUGGACUGUGAUAGCUGCCAUCAUCCCGGCUCUUCUCUGCACUAUCUUGAUAUUCAUGGACCAGCAGAUCACAGCCGUCAUCAUUAACAGGAAGGAACACAAGCUCAAGAAAGGCUGCGGCUACCACCUGGACCUGCUGAUGGUGGCCAUCAUGCUGGGCGUCUGCUCCAUCAUGGGCCUGCCCUGGUUUGUGGCUGCCACUGUCCUGUCCAUCACGCACGUGAACAGCCUCAAGCUGGAAUCCGAGUGCUCCGCGCCUGGAGAGCAGCCCAAGUUCUUGGGCAUCCGCGAGCAGAGAGUGACCGGCCUUAUGAUCUUCGUGCUGAUGGGCUGCUCAGUCUUCAUGACAGCUAUCUUAAAGUUCAUUCCGAUGCCAGUGCUCUAUGGAGUCUUCCUCUACAUGGGCGUCUCCUCUCUCCAGGGAAUUCAGUUCUUCGACCGCUUGAAGCUCUUUGGGAUGCCGGCAAAGCACCAGCCAGAUUUUAUCUACUUGCGGCACGUGCCGCUGCGCAAAGUGCACCUGUUCACCCUCAUCCAGCUGACCUGUCUCGUCCUGCUCUGGCUCAUCAAAGCCUCUCCGGCUGCCAUUGUCUUCCCAAUGAUGGUUUUGGCCUUGGUCUUUGUCAGGAAAGUCAUGGAUCUCUGUUUCUCUAAGCGCGAGCUCAGCUGGUUAGACGACCUCAUGCCUGAGAGCAAGAAGAAGAAGCUGGACGAUGCCAAGAAGAAGGCCAAGGAGGAAGAGGAGGCUGAGAAAAUGUUGGAGGUGGGAGGAGACAAGUUCCCCUUAGAGAGCAGGAAGUUACUAAGCAGUCCUGGGAAGAACAGCAGCUUCAGAUGUGAUCCCUCUGAGAUCAACAUUUCGGAUGAAAUGCCUAAAACCACGGUCUGGAAAGCUCUCAGUAUGAAUCCUGGAAGUACAAAGGAAAAGAGUCUCUUCAACUAAGAGUCUCCGCAGGAUAGAAGAUUUGGGCCAUGAGGUGCGUGCCUCGGGGGAAGUGCUGGUUACAGAAAAAACAGCGGGUCUCUCCGAGAAGAAGCAAGGCCAGGUCUGGUCCUGUCCGUGGCCAUCUCACCGCCAUGCCGAAGCGAUCAGUUCCUCGUGGCGUGCAGCGGAGGGCAGCCAGCCAUCCCGACCAGCAGCCAUCCGUCACCAGACGUGAACGCUGGGGAAGCCCACCUCCUGCGGGUCCUCCUCCUCCUCCACUUCCUCUCUCUCACUUCAGAACUGCCGCCACUGAAGACCCAGCUUCCCAUGUCCCAGCCAUUUUCUGUGGCAUCUCUGCUGGCCUGCUGAGCCCUGUGGACGCACUGUGUCACUGAGGUCCCUCUUCCUAAAGGCUGGCGUGGGUGGGGGAGUUGGAGAGGGACGGAGAGAAAAGGGAAGGCUGUCCAGUUCUGUUAGGGUCUGCAGGCUCGUGGGCAGCCCUGGGGGACGCUGGUUAGAACAGAGGCAGACAGGAGGGCCAGCCAUCAGGGCACUGGCCACACCUCCUGCUGCAGCCUCGCAGCUGGCUGCGUCUCCCUCAUGCCCUCGGUGAGCACCUUGGAAGAAACAAGGGCUAAGAGGCACCCUGAGUUGUUCAGCUUAGGUAGGAAAAGGUUCGGGAAAAUCCAUGGUGAUGAGUGAGGAUGGGCAGUUUCUCCUGGUUUCCCUUGAGUAAGAGAAUGAGCUUAAGUUGUCCAGAAGGAAUUAGUUUAGACGCCUGCAGGAGUGUCCUGGGCUGACGAUUUGUCGUAGCACCUGCCUUUUGGAUAGCUAGGGGAGAUUUCGUGUUUGUGAGUAGUAGGGGAGGGGUGUGUGUCAUCGCUGAUCGUUCUGCGGGACUGUUUGUGUCUUGAAGAUACACUUGGAUGCCAUCUGGAGAGAGCUCUCGUGUCUGUCUCCUUAGCUGCCUCAGUGGCAGGCCAGCACAAGCCCAGUGGCCCAAAGCCACUUCAGCCAUAUGGUUUCUUCUCAUGAUGGAUUUCUUGUCGCUGACGAAUGUGUUGCCUCUCAGAGGUUAAAAAGCAACACUGGCGAGUGAACUGUAAGCGAUGGAAUUCAUUUUGGUGUUUAGUUCGAGGCUGUGUUUAUGGGUUUUCCCUUCUCCUCUUGUUGUGAUGGAUGCCAGGGGCCUGCAGACAGAGCCCUCGUUCCUUUGCACACAGAAUGAGAGCCGGAGCAUCUGAUCACGCUUCCAGUUUCUUGUCCUGGAAUAUCGUGGCGUAGUGGGAAAUUCUCCUGGUGUGAUUUCCUUGCAUAGGUGAAGAACCGACAUCACUUUAUUGAAUUCUGUAUCCCUUUGCCUCUUAAAGCAUCUUAGUGCAUUCUAGUCUUACUCUAAAGACCUUUGACGCUGAAGAAUGCUGCAUUUUUUUCCUAUUUCCCUAUCCUUUAGGGUCACAAUGAUCUCAGCACAGUGGUGAUUUUUAAGGUGUUUAACAGCUGGUACAGGACAGACACCAACCACUCAGAACGGAUGCCUGCCGUGAACAAGCAGCCUCGCGCUGGGUGUCGUCCUGCUGUCUUCCUGGUCUGACCGAUUUCUGUUCACAAGGCUCUUGGAGGGGCUGCCUUGGCUUCCUUUCAUAAGGUGUGGUGGGAUCGGGCAGGCUGCUUUGAAACAGGAGGGCAGUAAAAUCUCGGGGAGCCAAAGCUUUACAUCUUACUGCUUCAGUUUGGAUAGGAUAACUAUAGCCCUUGACCUCCCAAAUUUGCAGAAAUUAGAAGCAACCUGUCAGUGGGAAAAUCUCUCUGGCUGACUUUUCCCUGUCUCCUCUGGCUGCUUCCUCUAGCCUUGCCUCUUUUUCAUCUUCUUUGUUCUCCGAGAACAUUUGCCCUUUGCUACUCCAUCUUGAUCCUUCCAUCUUUUCCUGCCACCCUCCGGGGGUGGGGGCAUUGGUGAUACUUUACCCACUUCCCUAGCCCCAGCAUGGCCAGGGAAUGUAGCACGGGGAGCCCAUCAUGCCCGUGAUGCAAGGAAGCCGGAUGACAGUGUCACUGAGAAACAGCUGUCUGAUGGCUUUCGCUGCCUCCCGUAUGCUGGGCUGCCCCGAGGGAGUGCUGGGCAGUGCCCUUCCUUCCCCAGCCACACCCUCCCAGGUCACUGCACCUGAGGAAUGGUAGCUACUUGGAAGGCUGUGCCAACCCUUUGAAGCCACUCUCAAUAACCACCCUCACUUCUGCCACAUCUCAAUGGGAGGAACCGUUCCCCACUCUCAUUUUCUGCUCUUUCUCAACCCCACCAAACACUCAGCCCCAUUCCUGCUGCUUUCUUGGUUAGGCCUGGAGAGGAGCUCGAGUUGAGUAGUACUGGGGGUAGGACGCUGGGAGUGGGAGAAAGGCAGCAACGUGUGUGUAAUCUGUGUGUUCAUGUACACGUUAUGAGUUGGCGAAUGAGAGUGUAGCCGUGAGAUUUCCUGGUUAUAAAGCUUUUGGCACCUAGCUGUGGGGCGGCGAACAAAUGUAAUCUCUCUUUGAGCCAGGGAAUCUGAUCUCAGAGUUCUCUGCCCAGUAGCAUGAGGUCAAGUUCAUGCAGGUACAGGUAUAGGAAAUGGCGGUUACGCCCAACACGAGGAGACACUGCUUUAGGGGAGGAAGGCACACAGGUGUUUAGGUGGUUCCUGUGCCUAACCCUUGCAGGACCGGGGCCCUGGGAGCCAGUGGGGUGGAGGCAGGAGGGGAGAAGCCGGUGGGGUCACGGCCCUGAGGGAGAAGAGCUACAGCUGCCAAGUAGUGGGUCACUUCCAAGCCAGGACUUUUAGGGGGCAGUUGGUCUAGAGAGAAGGGGAAGCCAGCAGACUAUGCCAUGCUGUGUUUGGUGGCCAAGACUCCACACCGGCUCUUUGUGGCUAGAGGUGGGUCGUGUCCCGUGCCUGAGGGCAGGACUCAGCUCUUGGCCCCCGUUCCCUUGUUUGUAGAAACUCGCCUGUAGGAGAGAGGGGCUCCCUAAGACGGCAGUCACUGCUUCUCUUCGACUGGGAUGUGGCUGGCCUCUAAAUUCAUCCUAAGUCUUUUUAAAAAUCUGGCAAGUGCUAAAGCCCAGGCGUGGUUGGCAGGUGAGGCUCUGACCACUGUGACUUUCGGGAGGUCUCUGGAGAAUCUGUGGUUUCCGGUCAUCCAAAGCCCAAAGUUGCAGGUCUGCCCCAUCUUCUGCUCCUGCAGCUCUGCAGCCUGGGCCGUGAUAGAGCCACCUGCUGCUGUCCGAGCCUGGGCUCCUGACUCGGCUCUCCGGGCAGCGGAGGAGCUGGGUUUGCAGGGCCCUGGCUUUCUUCUCAACUAGCAUCAGAAGCGCUGUGCGUGGUCUCUCGGCCGUUGGCUCAGCUCCUCGGUGUCCCUUUUGCAAGGCAGUACGCACCGCCUCCUAGGAUUUUUAAACAGUCGCUCUGCCAGUUUAUUACUACAUUGUCCUCUGACUUCUCAGGUUUCCAAGCCACAUCCUCGCAAGAUGUCCAGGAACUCUGCAUUGACAUUGAAUGUUGUCAGCCGCCGCCGCCUUCUUUUUUUAAAUAUACAUAUUUGAGAUCAGAGAGAGAGGUCUCCUACCUGCUGGUUCACUACGCAAAUGCUUACAACAGCAUGGAGUGGGCCAGGCUGAAGGCAGGGGCCAGGAACUCCAUCCAAGUCUCCUACAUGGGCGGCAGGGGCGCCAGUCACCUGCUGCCUCCCAGGGCGCACAUUAGUAGGAAGCCUGAAUGGGGCUCAAACCCAGGCCGCCUGACCUGGGAUGCGCCACCCACCGCACCGCGUGCCCAUUCCCAGCUUUCUCGACAUUCCUUUGACUGCAGCCGCUGGGCCUCCCAUCAGGUAGGAAUCCUUGGAGCGGGCCCAGGCUGGUGACUGGGACAUCAUCCAGGCGCCCCCCCCCCUUCACCGCCUCGGCUUUUUCAAACACCCCCCCCUCCCCGCCUUUCCCUCCGUCUCCCAGUUCUCCGUCAGCGGCGCCGUGCGAGCCGGGAGCUUCUGAGAAAGGGGCUUCCUGGUUAGCUCCUGGGGGCGGGGCGGGGGGGCUGAGGAUCCCCCAGGCCACAGGCUCAGCUGCGGUUCAGUGUGCACAGGAGAAAGACAUUCCAGAGCCAAGUGGAAGCGAUUUUUCUGCUGAGUCCAUUCUUCCUGGCUGCCGGCACGUUGAUCUCGGAACGCCGACCAGGGCGAUGGCGGUUGGCCGAGUCAGCAUUUCUUUAUCAGCGAGGAAGGUAACUGUCCCAGUCCAGAGAGGCGCGGGGUCGCUCCGUCACGCGGAGAGGGGCGAGGGACGCUGCAGGAAGCUUCGUGUACGAGAGUUCAGAAGAACGCGUGGUUCCGGAUUUCUUCAGAGACCGAGAGCCUGGCGUUUGUCUCAAGGCUACCGCCUGUCGGCCUUGGAAAAGGCGGGACUUCCUGUCGGCUCCUGAGUGACCGGAGCCCCGCCCCGUGUGCGCAGCGGAAGUGGGCGGGGCGCACGGGUCUUUGACAGGUGCAAGAACUUUGGCAGCCGCCACAGCAGCAAACGGAGCGUGCGAGUCCUUUCCUUCGAUAAGACACCAGGACCCUCCUCGUCCUCUCUUCCCCGGCCUCUGCUGUCUCUCUGUGUCUGUCGGGUUGGCUAGAUCCGGCUGCCCUCCCAGGCCCCGGGGCGGGCGGCCCACGGGAGGGGACAGCCCGCGAGCUGGUACGUUUCUGUGUUUUCUACGUCCUUGUUUCUAGUAGCCCUCACGUAGACAUAGAGAUAUUUUUGUUUUAGAGUCCAAAGCAUAUAUUUUUGGCGUAGGAAGCGUCCCCUGUCCGCCUCCCUGGUGUAAAUAGAACCUUGUGACAGUCCCGUAGCUGUGUGUGCUAGCGACAGAGCCCCCUCCCCUGCCCUCCGCGCGCGUAGGGCUGGGACCCGGGACGCGCAUCGCGUGGACCUGGCCUGCCCACACUCGUGCGCUGGCCUCGAUGGGUGGGAAAUAAAGUCUGUAUA